Messenger RNA from Cooperia oncophora, 258 nucleotides. The record is from the annotation of a GenBank genome assembly. Lineage: Eukaryota; Metazoa; Nematoda; Chromadorea; Rhabditida; Trichostrongylidae.
CUGGUUUCAGCUGUACUGUACGCUAUUGAAUCGACAUCAAAGUACUUCGCCGUGAAGAAUUACUGGCGAGGGACGAUCACAGCUUUCUAUCAAACAAGGUUUCCCACGGAUGCAUUCCUCAUUGAAGAACUGCCUGUGUUCAUGCUUCUGGGGUUUCUCAGUGGGAUGAUGGGUGCGAUCUUCAUUUUUGCUCAUCGACACAUAUCCAUAUUUCGACAAAGGAAUCGUGUAUUCAAGAUGAUCUUCAGAAACAAGUGA